Molecule: messenger RNA, 4400 nt
Organism: Peromyscus californicus insignis
Lineage: Eukaryota; Metazoa; Chordata; Mammalia; Rodentia; Cricetidae
Gene: Fuom
Product: fucose mutarotase
Exons: 6
Coding region: 2788-3207 (139 amino acids)
Biological process (GO): fucose metabolic process
Molecular function (GO): fucose binding; racemase and epimerase activity, acting on carbohydrates and derivatives
Source: RefSeq, a predicted model, not a curated record
CAGACACUGACUCCCUCCCCUGCUCCCCAGCCCCUGGCACCAGCAUUUUUACUUUCUAUGACAAGGUGAUGACUCCAGGCUCCUCAUGACUAGAAUUAGAGUAUUUGUUCUUUUGUGUGUUUGUUAUUUCACCAGCACAAGGAAAUGAAUAACAUCCCCCACCAAGUUCCUAUGUUGACAUCCUAAAAGUGGUGGUCUUAAAAUGCUAGAAGGUGAGUGGGGUCAUAAGUGGGUCUGUAAGACCCCAAGGGAGUGCUUGCAAGCCCUUCCCUGUGAGGAUGAAAUGAGAAGGCAUGAGGAUGAGCCAGGAAGUCUGUCUUCACCAGACAGCAAAUCUGCCUUGCUUCAACUUCUAGCCUCUGGAACUGCGAGAAGCAAGCCGUUAAGUUGUAGUGUAUUGAAGCCUAAACUAAGACAAAUACCCUCUGAGUUCGUUCAGGCUGUAGUACGUUUGUUUAAAGCCUGAUGUUUGCUGGGCAGUGGUCGCUCACACCUUUAAUCCCAGUAUGGGAGGCAAAGGCAGACUUAUCUCUGUGAGUUCCGAGGCCAGCCUGGUCUACAGACUGUGUUCCAGGACAGCUGGGGCUACACAGAGGAAUUCUGUCUUGAAAACAAAACAAAACAAAAACAGAAAAAGCCUGAUGCUUUAUGCUGAGAUGAGGACAUGCCAUUCUCACAGUAAUGUGAUAGAUCUCUCUUUUGGAAGCCAUCUCAAUAUAUUGCUCAAUAUAUAUUUGUCUUGAGCUCCUGGGUGCAGACAGUCCUGCUUCAGCCUUCCAGAUAACUGUGACUACGGUUGUAUGCCACCACCCCCAGCCAGGUAAUACGUAUGACCAUGCCCAGGUUUUCAUUGUCUGGGCUACAAUGGACAGUGAGUAGGACAGCUGACCAUCCACACUAGCCCUAGCAUUUCAGUGGGAUGUACCCAGGAUCCCAAAAUCUGCUCUGUUCAGAGCUUCGGUGUGGGGAAAUGACUGCCUAUUUGCUGUGGCAGUAUGACGUCAGGGCUGUUCCGCAGCACCCUCAGCACCUGUCAGUGUGAGAAUGGAGAUCUAUAGGGAAGCAGUUUCCAUCUGAACCUCAGGGCAUUUGGGUAAAAUGCACCUAGUGAGGAAAGUCUUUAAUCCCAGGACUCAGAAGGCAGAGGCCAGCAGAUCUCUGAGUUCAUGGCCAGUCUGGUCUACAGAGCAAGUUUCAGGCCAGCUGGGGCUACAUAGUGAGAUCCUGACUCAAACAAACAAGGGGUUGGAGGGCUUGAGGGGUGACAGCUGAGGCCUGUCUAAACUCCAGAUGAACACAUACAUCAUAUCCAAGUAUUCAAAGUUUGUUUUAUGUUGUUAACACACAGCCCAGACCAUGGUAACUGGCAUGGUCACUACCCACUGCUCAACCAAAGUUCCCUAUUCUGGAAGCAAAGUCUCAGGGCCUUUCUCCUGGUGAAGCCCAGUCCCCCCAAGAAGAGGGCACUGGACUCCCUGAGACUAGAGUUACAGAGAGUUGUGAGCCACCAUGUGCUGGGGAUCAAACCUGGGUCCUCUGGUGCUCUUAGCCAUUGAACCAUCUCUCCAGUCCCAAUGUUCACUUAUUAAAUGUGGAAACACAGGGAAGUGUGUGUUAGCCAUUGCUUCACCCACGUUCUAGAAGGAACAAGCAGAGGAGGUGACCACUCAGUAGGGGAAAUCUUGAAACUGAGGCAAUCGAUUCAUUGGUUAUUUGUUUUUAACUUUUAAAAAAUGUAUAAAUGGCCGGGCGAUGGUGGCGCACGCCUUUAAUCCCAGCACUCGGGAGGCAGAGGCAGGAGGAUCUCUGUGAGUUCGAGGCCAGCCUGGGAUACAGAGUGAGUUCCAGGACAGGCUCCAAAGCUGCACAGAGAAACCCUGUCUCAAAAAACCAAAAAAAGAAAAAGAAAAAAAAUGUAUGAGUGUUUUCUCUGUGUUUAUGUCUGUGUACCAUGCAUGUACCUGGUGACUCAGAAGCCAGAAGAGGGCAAUGGGUCCCUUGGAACUGGAAUUACAGAUGGUUGUGAGCCACCAAACCCCAGGAGUCGUCUCUCCAACCUCUUGUUGGUUUCAUUUUUGUGGGUGCACUGAGCACAUACUGCAGCCAUUUGUUCUGAAAGCUGGAACAGGGUUUAAGAUGCUCUAUGGGAGAUCUGUCUCAGUCCUGGGCCUAGCGUAGCACACCCAGACCUGUGUGUGCUGGGUUCUCAUUGGUUUCAUCCUGGUAGGACAGGAACCCACAGCCCUUGGCUUCAGAGAGUUCAAGACAAUGGGAUGUAUACAGACUGCCCCCAAAAAGGAGCUCCUCCAAGCCCUGGUGAAGCUCCCAGCCAUUUUAAACUAUUUGGUCUCUGGCCCCAGCACCAUUUAGGAGUUCUGGUUUGGUUUUGCCUCUAUACGGGCUGGCCUCCUGUACAGGCCCUAAUCCCAUGAAGCCACUCACAAACUGAAGCAGAAAGCUUACUUCUCACCCUUCACCCAUCACUGCCACCAAGUUGGGCAGCAGUGGCCAUACCAGGGCCAUCUGGGCUGGGGCAUCAGAGAUCCUAGGGCCAAGGCUGUGCCUGACCUGUUUUCGAAGGUGCUUAUCUGGCAUUUUUGUCCUUCCCACACGGACUUACUUCCUGAACUUUCCCACAAUCUGUCAGGCCCCAGAGAUUUGCGUGUCACCCCAGAACCAAGCGCCUAAGGGCUCUCCAGCUGUUGGAACCACCUCUCCUCUGGCCCCGCCCCAAUCCAUGUGGCACCGCCCUGCCCACAACUCCCGCCCACCACCCGUUCUGCAGCCAUGGUUGCGCUCAAGGGCAUCCCGAAAGUGCUGUCCCCGGAGCUGCUAUUUGCGCUUGCGCGGAUGGGGCAUGGAGACGAGAUUGUUCUUGCAGAUGCGAACUUCCCUACUUCCUCCAUCUGCCAGUGCGGGCCUGUGGAGAUCCGAGCAGAUGGCCUGGACAUCCCACAGCUCCUGGAGGCUGUGCUGGAGCUGCUGCCCCUGGACACCUAUGUGGAAAGCCCGGUUGCUGUCAUGGAACUAGUGCCCAGUGACAAGGAGAGGGGCCUGCAGACCCCAAUAUGGAACCGUUAUGAAUCCCUGCUGCUCAAAGCUGACUGCAAGAAAGCUCUGAUGAAGAUAGAGAGAUUUGAAUUUUAUGAACGUGCAAAAAAGGCAUUUGCUGUUGUUGCAACUGGGAUGGCAGGCGGAGUACCCUGAGAUGAGAACUGUGCCUGAGGUCACUGUCAGAGCCUUGCUAUUCAUCUUCAGGACCCUGGACUUGGAACGCUGGACUGUAAUGUGGAGACGCUAGAUUUAUCUAUAACGUGGACUCACCUGUAGUGUGGGGGCAGUGGACUCAAGUAAUAUGAAGACCCCUGAUUCAUCUAGGAGAUGGAGCAUUGGCUCCUGCUUCAUGGGGCUUAGAGGCCAGGGUGCAUGUGAGCCGUCACUCCUCCCACUCAUGUCCUUGGAGGAGUGGGGACAUGAGACACACAUCGAGUUCUCGGGUGCGUGAGAUCAAUAAAUAACCUACAUGGCUGCUUGGGGUUUGGGUGCAUUGGGAUGGAGAGCUGAUGGCCUCUCUUAAGCUGAAAAAUGUGGGGCUCUGCGGCCCCUAGUGCCUCCCUCCCACUGCAAGGGUGGGAUUGGUAGUCACCCUGGUACCUAUAUGCCAUGUGUGAAGUAAUUCAUCUUAGGUGCUUAGGCCUGAGUGAGGCCAUGUGGACAGGCACCCCAGAAAGAUCCAAGUGCUGCCCAGAAAACUAGGACAGAAAGUAUGUGUCCUGACUCACUCUUCUGAGCACCUACAUCUGUGUGGACCUGUUUACCUACGUAUCUAUAUGCAUAUGCGCAGCCACACACCUCUAUACCUGUGCACACAUGCAGCUAUGUACCUGCCACCCCAUACCUCUGUGCUUGUGUAACUACCUACAUACUCUAUGGAACUACACAUGGGCACCACCUAUAUACAUCUUUGUAACUAUGUACCUGUUCAUGCCUGUACCUAUGUGUCUGAACAUUUCGCUGUGCGUUUGUGCACGUGUGUACCUAUACACAUGUGAUACCAUAUACAGUCAUCAACCUGAGUCCCACCUAACCUCUUGCCCAUUCAUCAGACAUUUCCUUUCUCAGGCUCUUCUGUGCGAAUUCCCAGAGAGGUUUCACUUCCCUGCUGAGGCGGCUGCUGCCAACUGGUUCCCACACACUUGACUGCUGAUGUAAUAUCACUUCAUCUCCACAUUCAGAGAGAUGGGCCCAAGGAGGAGAACUGUUCAUGAGUUGAAUGUCAGCUAGACCCUGUGCCCCAUAGAAAGCUUUUAGUGAGCCAUAAGUAGGGCAGUGAUACUGCUUCCUCCUAGACACAGCUGCUGUGCCCCAGGACUGCUGACCUUAAAGAUACUCAAGGCUUC